Molecule: messenger RNA, 1723 nt
Organism: Apis dorsata (giant honeybee)
Lineage: Eukaryota; Metazoa; Arthropoda; Insecta; Hymenoptera; Apidae
Product: odorant receptor 30a-like
Exons: 7
Coding region: 407-1723 (438 amino acids)
Biological process (GO): detection of chemical stimulus involved in sensory perception of smell; sensory perception of smell
Cellular component (GO): plasma membrane
Molecular function (GO): olfactory receptor activity; odorant binding
Source: RefSeq, a predicted model, not a curated record
AUAUAUAUAUAUAUACAUAUAAAGACUCUUAUAUCUAGUCUGUAAUAAGAUUUCUAUAUCUAAUCUGUGAUUAUAGAUUGCUCAAACAAGAUUACCUACAAUCAAUAUAGUAAUUUAUCAGUGUUAAAAAUACAGAUUCGAUUAUUAUUGAUUGUACAUAAUAUACGUUAUUAAAAUCCUACAUGAAAAAAAGAAUUGAACUUCUUCGUAUUGAAUUUCCGAUGUACUGAUUUAAAGAUCAACUAUAAUGUUAAUAGUGUCAUUAAUUUUAUCUAACGUGUGUGAUCAAGUUAAUUAAAAAUAAAGUGUAAAUAAACAACAUAAUUCUUUGAAAUAUUUUAAGAGAGUACGAAUGUUUUAAUCGCUUUAACGCUACAUUGCUUUGUCGUUUUUAACCUAAAUCGAGAUGGCUGACUCAGAACAAGAUUUCGGAGAUCGUGGAGAUAAUGACAAUUUAAAAACUGAUAAAUUAUUUAUCUUAAAGAAAUGGAAUGCUGUAGCUAUGUGGAGUUGGGAUGUGGAAUGUGACACUUGUGCAAUUUGUCGAGUUCAAGUAAUGGACUACGAAUGGGCCGUAAGAUUAAAUCGAUUUAGUUUAAAUGUAAUUUGUCUUUGGCCUGUAGAAGAACAAAAUAUAAGAAAACAAUCUUGGACGAAAUUACAUAUAACGAUAUGUUUCAUGCUAAUAACUUUUGUUUGUACAAUUCCUUGUUUAUGCGCUCUUAAACAAUGCAAUAAUUUAAUGGAAGUGACGGAUAAUCUUGCAUAUUCUAUUCCUUUGAUAAUAACUACAAUAAAAUUUAUUGUAAUAUCCAGCAAGAAGAAAGUUCUCUCGCUGAUUGUAAACAUGAUCGCAAAAGAUUGGGCAAAAUUAAAAACUGACUAUGAAAAAGAUAUAAUGAUACGCCGAGCAAGAAUUGCAAGAAUAAUCAACAUAUUCGGUUAUAUAUUAAUAUGUAUCUUGAUAUGCUUAUUGAUGAUUUUACCAAGAUUCGGUAUUACUAUUCGAUAUGUAACGAAUGGAACGGAUGCAAAAAAACUUUUUCCGUUACCAACUUAUUAUAUUUUUGAUGUAUCUGAAAGUCCAUAUUUCGAAAUAAUAUAUGCUCUUCAAUCUAUCAGUCUUUUAAUAGCGGCAUUUUGUUAUGCUGGAGUUGAUAAUUUUUUUGGAAUAUUGAUCCUUCAUAUUUGCGGCCAAUUAACAAAUCUUCGAUUUCAGCUCGCAAAUAUGAAAGAAUCAGAAGCUUCUAAUUUCAUUUUAAUAGCUAUUAUAAAAGAUCACAUACGACUCAUCAGAGCAGCAAAUGUGAUCGAAAAUACAUCAACAGUUUUAUUUCUCAUUUUGUUACUUAAUUUUGGAAUGUGUGCUUGUGUAUAUGGCUUGUUAAUAAUCACUAUAUACAUUGAAGAAGAGCAAUUUUCUCUGCUUCGAAUAAUAUAUUUAAUAUGUAAUUUUACAAAUACAUUUCUUCAAACGUUUCUCUAUUUUAUGGCAGGACAAAUGUUAGUAACUCAAUCCGAGGAAGUGCAUAAUGCUGCAUAUGAAUGUGAGUGGGUAAAUUUAAAAUACACGAAAGCAAAAAGUUUGAUUAUAAUUAUGGCGAGAUCAAAAAAGCCGCUUUAUUUAACUGCAGGAAAAUUAUUUCCUGUAACGAUGUUAACAUUUUGUAAUAUAUUAAAAAUUUCGCUCAGCUAUAUAUCCUUCUUAUUAACAAUAUUAUAA